This is a messenger RNA of Colletotrichum godetiae, 681 nucleotides long. RefSeq lists its product as uncharacterized. The annotation marks the transcript as partial. Lineage: Eukaryota; Fungi; Ascomycota; Sordariomycetes; Glomerellales; Glomerellaceae. The record is from RefSeq and is a predicted model, not a curated record. The transcript has a single exon.
AUGGUUGCCCUCAACUGGGUACUCUUCGUCGUGGGCCUGGUCACUUAUCAGCUCGUGAACCGAUGUGCGCAACAGAUUGUCAAACGAACCAAUCCUGACUUCUACAUGACGUUGAAAGCGGAUAAGCAUCGCAAGCUGGCUCCUUAUUUUGUCUUCCCACUGGGCUUCUUCUUCACGUUGCUCACAACACCGAUCUGCAUUGCGGCAUACAAUGAUACGUCCUCCGUCACCGACAUCUUUGGCCUCGACCGCCCCUUCACUACCAACGGCAAGAUUUGCCUAGCCUCCAGGGCCAUUCUCUGGACCUCUGAGCUGCCACUCCUCAGCUAUUCUCCAGAAUACAUCGCCCACCACAUCCUCUCCCUCUCAUCACUCGGUCUCUUCCUCAUCGGCAAGGGCCCGAGACGACCUCUCUAUCUAAUCUACGCUGGCUUAGUGACGGAGCUCUUGUCCGACAGCGCCGUGUUAAUGCGAUUCCACGGCCGCACGCCGUCAAGCUCGCCCAUACUCCGGAAUAUCCUCUUUGCGAAUGUGGUUUCGAUGGUACUGCUCAGACUUCUCCCAAUCAUCGCACACAGCGCGGCAAUGUCGGAAACAAGAGCAGAUUAUCUCGGCGGGAUCGCAUCUUAUUGCAUUCACAUAUCCCGGCUAAGCUUUGUGCAGCUGGGGGCCCUGGGAUAC